GGGCUGGAAGGAGGUCCGAGUUAGUUAUUGAUGAUUAGUGAAUGAAUGGGAAUGCAAGGCGCCAUGUUGAGUUUGCCGAGCCCACGAAUACUUUCGAUGAGUAUGAUACAGAAGACUCUUUUAUUGAUGAUGCUGAGUUGGAUGAGUAUUUUAAAGUUGACAAUUCAGCAAUAAAACAUGAUGGAUUCUUUGUUAACAGGGGAAAACUGGAACGUUGCGUCUUGGGCUGAUUAAAUUUGAAAUCGUUGUUGUUGGUGGUGUUUUGAAAUAUAUGUUUCUUCUAUCUCUUUGAUAUUAGGUGGAGUGAUUUCUGGUUUGGUUGGAAAUAUUAUUUUCAGGCUGAUAAUUUGGAAAUAUGUGAAACCCAAGUGACUGCUUCUGAGAAUCCCAUUCAAAGAGAUCUUUUUGCACAUGAAAGUGAAUGCAUAGAAACUAUUCCUGAGGAACCCAUUGGAAUUUCAGUUGUGACAUUGCAACUCCUUUUGCUUUUGUGUGUGCACAUAAUUGCAAUUUGCAACUCCAAUGUGUAUUGAAGUUUGUAUAUGAAUUAUGACGCACACUUUCAUUUCAAGUGUUCUGCCCAUUAUCCUCAUCUUCCGGAUUGAAACUACAAAAUUGAUUUUACUAGUGUUGGAGCGUUGAUAUUCCAAAGUCUUAGACUUGUAUUGUUUUACACUAGUUCAAAGCAGUGAACUAGUUCUUUUGUAAACAGGCACCACAGAGUGCUGCAGUAGCAGUGAUGUACCUGAAAAUCCCCCUCCCACCUCAGAAUGGUUAGAAGAUACGCUUAUUGAUCUUUAUUUGUCUGGUUAUUCCAACUUAGAAGCCGAUGCUGCUGAUGAUAUGACAGUGUUCCCCGAAACAGAUGUUGAGUUUGGAUCCAAUGGGAACAAUGAUAGUUACGAGCUCAAUGAAGGCAAAUUGAUUCCGGAUGACCAUGAUGCUGCAAUUAAAUCAAGUGAAAAUGUUAAUGAUGAAGGUGCUUCAUUGGAUGAAGAGAACUGGCGAGCUCAAUAUGGUCAGGUCAUUCAAUCUGAAGAAGUUUCAAUCCCGGAGUCCUCACUUGUAAGUUUAUGGGACUGGGAAAUGAUCACAAAGCCCAGAAAGGAUGGAAAAGGUGAGGUAGCAAGGCUUGUUGGGAGAUUAGUGAGGCGGUCUGCUAAGCUUCAUCCAUCUAUGCCUUCUGGUGGUGGUCUUCUAAAAACUGCUCCAAUAUGUGAAGUACAUCUUGAUCUGGUACGAGUUAUAACAGGACAAGUCUAUAAGUUGCGGAGCCCCAGUAUACGAUACUUAUCUUCCUUGUCAACUUAUGAUUCUUCCAACCCAACCAAAGAUUGGGGCUUCCCUGAAUUAUCAGUCAACACACCCCUCUCUAAAUCCAGUGUAAACAGUGAAUCAAUAACUGCAGAUGGAGUGGCAAUUAGCAAGGAUUCGUCUUUGUUGCCAGGCCAAAUAUAUGAAAAGCAUGAAAGCUAUACAUAUAGGGAUAGAGCUGCUGAUAGAAGAGCCUUGCACGGUGGUUUCGGUGUGGGUCCAGGACAAAAGAAUUCACUAAUUGGUGAUAGUGAUUCGCCGCCAGGCUCUACAGAAGAAGCUGCAGCAGAGGCCUUGAACAUGUCAUUUGGAGUUGGUAGUUAUGCCAGAAAACUUUUAGAAAACAUGGGCUGGAAGGAGGGAGAGGCACUUGGCAAAAGUACAAAGGGAUUAGUUGAACCUAUUCAAGCACACAGCAACAUUGGUAAUGCUGGAUUAGGGUGGCCUCAGGGAAGAUUUAAGCAUCCCUGAAUUAGAGUGGUCUCAGGGAAGACUUAAACAUUGAUAAUGCUGCGUGUAUAUAUGUACGGUGGAACAAAGGCAUGAUUAUUAGAGCAUGUGGAUUUUGUGCAUAACAUGCAGCAUUCUGUAUAUUCAUUAUGAAACAAGAACCAUUUCAGUUUUGUAAGAAUGAAUGAUAUGAAAUGAAACCAUGCAACUGCCGCAC
Messenger RNA from Prunus mume (Japanese apricot), 1981 nucleotides. The record is from RefSeq and is a predicted model, not a curated record. NCBI's taxonomy places the organism in Eukaryota, Viridiplantae, Streptophyta, Magnoliopsida, Rosales, Rosaceae.